This is a messenger RNA of Dentiscutata heterogama, 787 nucleotides long. NCBI's taxonomy places the organism in Eukaryota, Fungi, Glomeromycota, Glomeromycetes, Diversisporales, Gigasporaceae. The record is from the annotation of a GenBank genome assembly.
UACUCGAAUACAAAGUGUUCAAGCAGAUCUGACAUAUAGAGCCCUUGAAUUACUAAAUUUACCAGAAAAUGAACCAGCUUUUUUGCUUGAUAUUGGAUGCGGAUCUGGUUUAAGUGGUGAAAUUUUAGAUGAAGAAGGUCAUAUGUGGGUAGGGAUGGAUAUUUCCCCUUCUAUGCUACAGGUUGCAUUGGACCGUGAAGUUGAAGGUGAUUUGUUUUUACAAGAUGUUGGUCAGGGAAUGGGGUUUCGUCCUGGUACAUUUGACGGUGCUAUAAGUAUUUCAGCUCUACAAUGGCUAUGUAAUGCAGAUCAUAGUUCACAUAAUCCUAAAUCCCGUCUCACACGCUUUUUUUCAACUCUUUAUUCAUCACUACGCCGGGGUGCUAGAGCAGUAUUUCAAUUUUAUCCAGAAAAUGAUCAUCAAUGUGAACUAAUAAUGAAUACAGCAAUGAGAUGUGGUUUUGAAGGUGGUCUGGUAAUUGAUUACCCCAACAGUAAAAAGGCAAAAAAGUAUUUUCUUUGUUUAUUUGCCGGCCAAAUUCCUACUGAAGACGGUAAAUCGACAAUGCCAAAAGCUUUGGGUGAAGAUGGAGAAGAUGAACCAAAUACUAUAAUUUAUUCUAGUCAGAGAAUUCAAGAACGUCAAAGAACAAAAGGAAAACAACGUAAAUCAAUUAAAGAAAAGGAUUGGGUUUUGCAUAAAAAAGAAGUUGCACGUAUGAAAGGAACCAAAAAUGUACCGUUGGAUUCAAAAUAUACUGCACGAAAAAGAAAACCAAAAUUUUAG